This is a messenger RNA of Gossypium arboreum, 1898 nucleotides long. RefSeq lists its product as uncharacterized. The coding region runs from base 165 to 1259 and encodes 364 amino acids. Lineage: Eukaryota; Viridiplantae; Streptophyta; Magnoliopsida; Malvales; Malvaceae. The transcript is spliced from 5 exons. The record is from RefSeq and is a predicted model, not a curated record.
UUUGUAUCAGCGGUGCAAGUUAGCUUCAGUCCGUAUCUACUUUCCCUUGUCAGUCAGAAGUCGACCGUUUGAAAAUCCCUCUUCUCCAACUGCAACGAUUCUAUUCCAACACUGAAAGUGAAACUCAAUCGUCUUAUACUUUUAAUUCUGCUCGAAUUUCAACAAUGCCCACGAAAGCGCGGUCACAAGUCUCAUCGGAGCGUCAGAAAUGGGAUCAAAUCUUUGAAGGUGUAGUUGGUAUGCUUAAAACACAGCAACAACAGCUUGAAACACUUACUAAAGAAAAAAAGAUCCUCGGAGAUCGGAUCAAUACGCAAUAUGAACGAUGGGCCUCUGAUGUUCGUCUCUAUGAAGAUCACAUAUCUCAGAUGAGGACUGAUCUGGAAUCGAAAGAAAUGACGCGUUUGCUUGAGGCUGCUAAAGCCGAUAUGAUAGUAGGAUUGAAGCAAAGAGAAGCUUUUCUUUGCAAGUUGAAAUUAGAGGAAACAUCGGAUGAAUUGACUGAUUUCAGAAUCUGGUUUGACAUCCUCUGUAAAAAUUCAAAUGAUGUUUCUCUUAGGGACCCCAAAGGAACCAAAAAGGGAAUGUUGGGAGAUGAGGAUAUUGGUUCAAAGUCUGUUAAUUUGAAGACAUUGGAAGGCAAUUUAAGAAGGCUAAAGCUCAAAUACGAAAAUCUUGCUUCAGAAAAGAGUUGUCAAAUUGCUGCACUUAUGGCAGAGAAUAAGUUCGCAUGGAACCAGUUCAACAUUAUGGAAACUCAGUUUACAGAUAAGUUAAACAGCAAGAAUUUUGAACUUGACAAAGCUAACAGGAAAAUUGAGGCACUUAUUUCCAGUAUGGAGGAGCUGAGGUCAUCAAAUGCCGAAAAGGAUGAAAUGAUCCAGAUAUUAAAAUCCGAAUUAUCUCAAAAGGAGGCUGAUGCAAGUAGAUUUCAUGAAGUUUCUAAAAUGUCGAGGCAGGUAGAGUUCUUAAGGAAGCCUAGAAGUUCAUCUCAUACGCCUGUAAUAAAACAUUGUACAGCUAGGGAAGGAACUUCUGUUUUGGGAGAUGAGAAUGGCGGCCGCAGCAAAUGCAGCAUAACCAUGAAGAAAGGAAGCUCCGCUCCACAUGUUCAUGAUUCUCUGAAGGACAAUGGAAGGGGAAGCAGAAGCUCGAAGAGGAAAAAGGAUGAUGAAAUUCGUAUUUCUGAAACUCCAAAUCUAUUCACUUCUACGUUUAAAGUUCCCAGAUUGAGAGACUCCUCUCCCAAGUCAAGAUGAUCUUUCUUCUAAAUCUACUCAUCCAUUUGUAUCUUUUACCAAUGAUUGAAAUAGUGUUUGUGAUUGUGAAUUUGUAAAUUAGAAAUAAUUAACUAGGUGGUUUUGAAAGAUUAUAAUAAAAAUUGGUAUCCAAUUUGACCGUCCCUGUCUAUUUAGCGGGUGUUUUAAACUUUUGAAAGUAAAACUGAAACUGAUCGUUUCUUUAUUUGAAUGUCUGAAGAAAAGCAAACAUCAUCAUAGUCGGAAUACAAAGGAACGAACAGAGCAGAAAAUUUAGACACACACAGAUAGCCACACAGCAGUAUAUAACUAGGCAAAAGUUGUUGCCAUUCUCUAACUUCAUGCAGGUUUUCAUAUAUGGUAAUUGCCAACGCAUUUUAGGUCUCAUAGUUCUCAUCGAGACCCUCUUCCCCCUCGUACUCUUCCUCAUCUUCCACAGUUGCGUCCUGAUAUUGUUGAUACUCUGCAACCAAGUCAUUCAUGUUGCUCUCUGCUUCUGUGAACUCCAUCUCAUCCAUUCCCUCACCAGUAUACCAAUGCAGAAAGGCCUUGCGACGGAACAUUGCUGUGAAUUGCUCGCUCACCCUCCUAAACAUCUCCUGGAUUGACGUGGAGUUCCCUAUGAAAGUAGAUGACAUC